Fulmarus glacialis (Northern fulmar) is the source of this 1260-nucleotide messenger RNA. RefSeq names its product aldehyde dehydrogenase family 3 member B1-like. The annotation marks the transcript as partial. Gene Ontology annotation, cellular component: cytoplasm. The transcript is spliced from 7 exons. Lineage: Eukaryota; Metazoa; Chordata; Aves; Procellariiformes; Procellariidae. Gene Ontology annotation, molecular function: aldehyde dehydrogenase (NAD+) activity. The record is from RefSeq and is a predicted model, not a curated record. Gene Ontology annotation, biological process: aldehyde metabolic process.
CCACACUUUGAAGCCGAAUUCUCCGAGGUCGUCGUCUGCAAGAACGAGCUCCAUGAUACGUUGAACAGCCUGUCCCAGUGGAUGAAGGACAAGCACGUGGAGAGGAAUCUGGCGACCCGGCUGGACUCAGCCUUCAUCCGCAAGGAGCCGUACGGGGUGGUGCUCAUCAUCGCGCCGUGGAACUACCCCAUCAACCUCCUCCUGCAGCCCCUCAUCGGGGCCAUCGCUGCCGGUAACUGUGUCGUCAUGAAACCCUCGGAGAUAACCAAGAGCACUGAGAGACUCGUGGCUGAAGUGCUGCCCAGCUACCUGGACAAGGUAAGAAGCUCUCCCUGCCCUUGCCUCACGGCCAGGGUGUUCCCACCCCCUGCACACACCAAGCUCAUGGUGGGAUCCUCACCGUGAUGCAUCUUUUCCUGGCCCUCAGGCAACGCCUCCGUGGGGAGGAUCGUGAUGGCAGCCGCUGCCGUGCGCGUGGAGCUGGGGGGCAAGAACCCCUGCUACGUGUCUGACACCUGCGACGUGCAGAACGUGGCCCGGCGGGUGGCCUGGGGCCGCUUCUUCAACGCGGGGCAAACCUGCAUCGCGCCUGACUACGUGCUGUGCAGCGCGGAGAUGCGGGAGAAGCUGCUGCCCGCCCUGCGCGAGGCCAUCACCAAGUUUUACGGCCCCAACCCUCAGGAAUCCCCCGACUUCGCCCGCAUGGCAGGGGACAAGCAGUUCCAGCGGGUGCAGGCGCUGCUGCAGAGCGGGCACGUGGUCAUCGGAGGACAGACAGACGAGGAGGAGCGCUACAUCGCUCCCACGGUGCUGGUGGACUUGCAGCCCUCUGAUCCUGUCAUGCAGGAGGAGAUCUUUGGCCCCAUCUUGCCCAUUAUCAUUGUGGCCAACGUGGAUGAAGCCAUUGACUUUAUCAAUAGCCGUGAGCGGCCGCUGGUUGUGUAUGCCUUCUCCUCCGAUGUCAAGGUGGUGAACCAGGUCCUGGAGCGGACAAGCAGUGGUGGCUUCUGCAGCAACGACACCCUGAUGCACGUGGCGUUGACCUCGCUGCCCUUCGGUGGGAUCGGGAACAGCGGCCUGGGGAAGCACCACGGCAGGUUCACCUUCGAUACCUUCACCCACCAACGUGGCUGCCUGCACCGCAGCAUGGGCCGAGAGGCCUUCAAUAACCCGCGCUACCCGCCCUACAACCAGCAGAAGCUGGCGAUCGUCCGGACCGCCACCGAGGUGAAGCGCAAGGGCACCUGCACCCUGCUCUGA